AUGCAAGCAAUUGUAUCUGGAGCUCCUCUACCCCCGAACUGUUUCGUCGUCGCUAUUCCCAUGCAUCAAGCACAACAAUUACUGCCACAAAUCAUGUCAAGCUAUGCAACCAAUAUGGCCAACGGUGUGAUGAUGUUCUCCCAACAAUCUUCAUUCUACGGUUUACCAUAUUCUCCCAAUCCUCCAUAUUCUCCAAACCCUCCAUAUUCCGACAAUAGUCAAUCCAGUGCAUUGGUACCUUACAAGAACUAUUAUUCACCGAAUUAUAAUUCGAAUUAUAAUUACCCGCUUGUACCUUAUAGUGGUGAUUCUGAUAAUAAAAUGAAAUCGAAGAAAACGCGUCAAUGUCGGAACAAAAACGGCAGACCUCAUGCGAAUGUUUACAAUUCAUCAUCGUUUGAUUCAUACAUGCGGAAUUUAAGUUGGAGUCGUUUAUUCGAACGUCAUCAUAAUAAGGACCAAGCAACUGAUCAAGCUGCGUUAGGUUAUGAUCAAAAACCGACUCCACCGAAAAAACAACGCGCCCAAUCUGCGAAUUCAUCGACAUUAUCAUCUUUGACAUCAUCGUCGUCGUCUUCUUCGACCACAAGUGAUGAAACUAUUCGACGAGUCGAUGUUUCCACUAAACAAUCCAAUGGAACAACAUCAUCGUCGAAACAACAAGUGAAAAGUAGUUUACCAUUUAAAUAUUCAUCGGAAUUCGUUCCGGGUACGGAUAAAGAGCAAAGUUCGAAACCGAGAAAGGAAUCGAAAGUUAAGAUUGAUGAUGUUUUCGUCGUCAAGAAGCCUCCAUCAACGCCUCCGUCAACUUCUCAAUAA
Messenger RNA from Adineta ricciae, 819 nucleotides. The record is from the annotation of a GenBank genome assembly. Lineage: Eukaryota; Metazoa; Rotifera; Eurotatoria; Adinetida; Adinetidae.